UUGGCAUCUUCGCGUGUAAAGACAGGUCUGGAAGCUUUUGCCAGCCACUAAUUAAUAUCACACAGACCAUUAUAAGAGGAAAUUCAGCUAAUAUUCUUCGACAGCCUUUGGCACUCUUUCGAUCACAUCACGACAAAGAUGGCUCAGCCCCUAAAGGAACAAUUUGUUGCUCUUGUUGCAUGCAUCCUGCUGACACUACCAGGUGGCGACAUGUCAUCAACGAUGCAUAUGAUGCCAUCAGAGUCUGCAAGUGACAUGACAUCAAUAGUGCAUAUGAUGCCAUCCCCAUCGGCUAAUGACAAGUCAUCAAUGGUGCAUAUGACGCCAUCCCCAUCGGCUAAUGACAAGUCAUCAAUGGUGCAUAUGAUGCCAUCCCCAUCUGCAAGUGAAAUGACAUCAAUAAUGCGUAUGAUGCCAUCACAAUCUGCAAGUGAAAUGACAUCAAUGGUGCAUAUGAUGCCAUCACAAUCUGCAAGUGAUAUGUCAUCAAUGGUGCAUAUGAUGCCAUCCCCAUCUGCAAGUGACAUGACAUCAAUGGUGCAUAUGAUACCACCACAGUCUGCAAGUGACAUGACGUCAAUGGUGCAUAUGUUGCCAUCCCCAUCUGAAAGUGACAUAUCAUCAAUGAUGCAUAUGAUGCCAUCCCCCUCUGCAAGUGACAUUUCAUCAAUGAUACAUAUGAUGCCAUCACCAUCUGCAAGUGAAAUGACAUCAAUGGUGCAUAUGAUGCCAUCACAAUCUGCAAGUGAUAUGACGUCAAUGGUGCAUAUGAUGCCAUCCCCAUCUGCAAGUGAAAUGACAUCAACAAUGCAUAUGAUGCCAUCACAAUCUGCAAGUGAAAUGACAUCAAUGGUGCAUAUGAUGCCAUCCCCAUCUGCAAGUGAUAUGUCAUCAAUGGUGCAUAUGAUGCCAUCCCCAUCUGCAAGUGACAUGACGUCAAUGAUGCAUAUGAUGCCAUCCCCAUCUGCAAGUGACAUUUCAUCAAUGAUGCAUAUGAUGCCAUCACCAUCUGCAAGUGAAAUGACAUCAAUGGUGCAUAUGAUGCCAUCACAAUCUGCAAGUGACAUGUCAUCAAUGGUGCAUAUGAUGCCAUCCCAAUCUGCAAGUGACAUGACAUCAAUGAUGCAUAUGAUGCCAUCCCCAUCUGCAAGUGAAAUGACAUCAAUGAUGCAUAUGAUGCCAUCCCCAUCUGCUAGUGAAAUGACAUCAAUAAUGCAUAUGAUGCCAUCACAAUCUGCAAGUGAAAUGACAUCAAUGGUGCAUAUGAUGCCAUCACCAUCUGCAAGUGAAAUGACAUCAAUGGUGCAUAUGUUGCCAUCCCCAUCUGAAAGUGACAUAUCAUCAAUGGUGCAUAUGUUGCCAUCCCCAUCUGCAAGUGAAAUGACAUCAAUAAUGCAUAUGAUGCCAUCACAAUCUGCAAGUGAAAUGACAUCAAUGGUGCAUAUGAUGCCAUCACAAUCUGCAAGUGAUAUGUCAUCAAUGGUGCAUACGAUGCCAUCGCCAUCUGUUAGCGAAAUGGCUCCAAUGGUGACUAGCAUUAUUCCAACGGUAGCACCUAAGUGUUCUCCAGGAUUUACUGGAAGUGAUUGCUCCAUAAAUAUUAAUGACUGUGAAUACGAAAACUGCUCAGGAAAUGGAGUGUGCAUUGACAAAAUAGAUGGAUUUCUAUGUGAAUGCAGAAAUAAUUACUUUGGAGAAAAUUGUGAGAAAAAAAUCAGUGCCUGUAGUCCAAACCCAUGCGGAAACGAUGGAACUUGCACAGAAGAUGGUAAAACGUUCAGAUGUACAUGCACUCCAGCGUUUGAAGGGACAACCUGCCAAUCAGAGAAGCCUACCCAAAAAUUUGCCGGCAGAGUGAAACUGGAUCAAGCUUAUGACGAGGAGUAUAAUGAUAUCAACUCACCAAGAUCUCGUGCCCUCAUUACAGUUUUGGACUCGAAAUUAAAAGUAUUUUUAAAAAAGGAGUUUCCAGAUUUAAUAGAUAUUAUUUACAAGAGGUUUUUCAAAGGAAGUGUUGGAGUUGACUAUGAAUUGCUAUUUCCAACAACCUCAAAUGUGACUGAUAGCAACAUCGUGCAAGCUCUUAAUGAAGGUAAUGGCUCAAGCGAUCUGGGGUUUUUGAGGCUGACGGGAGAUAUAACCGUAACGAAGCAGGUCGUUCAGAUGACAGCAGCACCAACUGCAACCACAGAAAAAUCAACAAUCAAGGACUGGGAGAUCGUGCUAAUCGCAGCUGCAACUAUUGUCUUUUUUCUAUUGGUGGCUAUUGGCGUUUUGGCAGUGAAAUACAGAAACGCUGUUCAGGGUGAAAAGAAGGAGUUGUAUGCCCUUAAUGGAGAAUGGGAAGUAAUGGAGAACGGGCAUAAUGGCUUGAGGGCUCAGCCUGGUUACAAGAGUCGUAACGGACCGCAGAGCUAUGUGUCUCCAAUGUAUGGACAAAUACCUGGAUCUGAUAACAAGGCAUAUCAGCAUGACAGUGCGUUGUAGGUUUAAUGAGCAAAACCGUUAAUGUAGUCAAAAAAUCAACCAGUUUCAUCCUAACAGUCGGUUUUAGAACGAAACGACUUUAAUUUAGAUAUUUAAGCGAUUCCAAGUUGACUGUAAUUUCUCACUUGACUCCACGUGCGAUAAAUUCGUUACAUACUAUUUCAGAAAAAAAGACAAACAUUUGAGGGAUUUAAGGAUCUAGAAAAUGUAACCGACAUUGAACAUACGUACACAGUUUUUUUCACGAAGUAUUUUACCACUGUCCAGCUAACGAACAGAUAAAUUCAAUGCCGUGGGCCCUUUUGGUUACAGAUCGGAUACUAAGUCAACUUGAAGUGUUGAGAGAAUCAAUGAUCAGUUACACUCUCGCCUGCGUCUCGUGUGCAACUUUUUGUUGGUACAUCAUUUUGACAUGUCAUGUACUUCUUAGCUUACAAAGACAGCGAAAUGAUAUCUGCAAAGCUGGAAAGACUAAACUAAUUUGGCGCACGUGCGAAUCACCUAAGAUUUUGUAAGAUGUUAUUCUACCUAAAAUAGCAAGGACAAAAAAGAAAAUUUGAAUCAAGAACAGCAGUACGUUCGCGUGAAUAAUGAAACUGUGUCGGUCAUCCUCAGAGGUACUUGUGCAGCGGGAAAUAUUUGUUACUUAACGCAAACUUAACGAUGCAGAGAACUUAGCGAGUAACGAUAAGCCAAAGGGCUAGAACAGUUUUUCAAGUUUACUUUCUGAUAUGCUUAGGGUUAACUUUCGCCUCAAUACAGUUAAUAAAUUGGUUUCUCUUUU
This is a messenger RNA of Pocillopora verrucosa, 3271 nucleotides long. Its product is annotated as mucin-17. The record is from RefSeq and is a predicted model, not a curated record. Gene Ontology annotation, molecular function: calcium ion binding. NCBI's taxonomy places the organism in Eukaryota, Metazoa, Cnidaria, Anthozoa, Scleractinia, Pocilloporidae.